UCUUGGCCGUCCGAACGUUUCCUUCCUUCCGCCAUUUGUAAUGAGCGUUGUGAGUUCAAUGGACCUCAACACACCAGCAAUGUCCAUAAAGGACCUGAGGAAAUUGGCCGUAGUCAACGUUGAUGACACCGAAAAAUACCGCAUCCGCCACUGGAUUUCCACAGUUUCCAAGGUCUUUGCUAAGGGUGAUCAGGCGUAUGCUGGCAAGGAUUUUAGCAACGCUUAUGUAUAUUAUUUCAAGGGUUUAUGUUCACAGAAAUUCUUCGAAAGCACUCAAUGUAUAAAUCUAUUAGAGAAGAUCCGACCUAUCUUCAUCUGCGGAAGCAAGUAGAAAGCGCUAUACCAAAGCUUGAGGAAAUCGAAUCAGUGCUGAAGGAUGGAGUUCAAGAGGACAAUAGUGAGAAGGCACCACAGCGGUCCGUUUCUUCCUCUUCGAGCCAUAGCAACUCGGCAUCCUACCUGGAUGACUUGCCCGCGGUCCCGACGCAUGCUCCGAUCAUCCGCAAAGCACCCUUGCACCCCCCACAGCAUCCACCACCUCCAGUGCCAGCUACUAAACCAGCUUGGACCUCGCCUCACGUACAGCCGCCACGCGUCGACCGACCAUUGACCGUAGGAGGCACUGUUGUUCCGCAGUUGCAGUCCAAUCACUCGGCAACUUCUUCAAUACCUUUACCGUCGCUGACCAAGAACACAUUCCCACUAUCGCCCAUCAUCAACCCUGAUGAAUUAGCAAAGCUGUUAGGAAAACGUGACGAUCCUCCUAGCAUUUUAUUGCUGGAUAUACGACCUCGCGAUGUGUACAAACGUGGAUGCAUUUGUCAUAAGUGGGUGGUUCAGUUAGAGCCUAUGGUUCUCAAAAGAGAUGUCACGUCUCGUAAAAUCGAAGAAUCCUUGGUAUUGGCCUGGGAGUCGGAGCAGAUCUAUUUUGUCAACCGCCAUAAAUUCGACCUGGUUGUUUACUAUGAUCAAUCAUCGACCAAUAUUUCUCUCUCACUUAAUGAGCCUUUGCGGAAUCUAAAGGCGGCUAUCUACGAACACGAAUUUAGCAAAAUGCUACAAAGGGUGCCUGUCAUGCUUGUUGGUGGCUUUGAUGCAUGGGUAAAGCAGAUAGGACAAAAAGGUGUCCAUGUGUUUCCUCCUACGACGAAACAACCUCAGACAUCACAACCUCCUCCACCUCAGGAUCAAGAAAAUAUACCUCCACGACACCAUGAGAAGCAACUGUGGCUCAAGAAUGUCGUUGGCAAAACAGAAGACGUUUAUGGCAACGGUGACAGUAUCAAUCGCACUGUCAUGGACUAUUUUAAUAAGCAGGGUGACGGUAGCAACGCACAGUCCAUGGUAAGGUCUAAUGCGGUGAAGCGUCCCAAGCCACCCAUGCAAGGCGUUUUUGGGCAAUCUAUACCCAAGGAACCUAGUGCAACCAUGCAUAUGCCAGUUCCAGAAGCAUAUCAUGCAAAGAACACCUCGUCAACACCUUCCGAGGAGGAGUUCCAGCAACGCUACCCAGAAGUGUCGUCGAAUAGCUCCAGUAUGCCGCAACCCCCUGGUUUAACGCGAAGGAAUACGUUCAUAGAUAACCCUUUCCAUGGCUUCACGUCUACUGAUAGCAAUCUUUACGAUGCUCCGCCUAGUCUACCAGCCAAACCAAAUCGCCCUCUUCCUCCCCCUCCCAUCAAACGUAUGCCUGAGCCUGACCAUCAGAUUACACCUGCUGUCCCACGAAAGCCACUUAUCACUGGUGAUAAGGAGUACACUGGAUCUACGGUUGAACAACAGCAUGGUCAAGCCCCCAUGUCACAAAGCUCGUUCUCUCAGCUUGGAGCGGUGAUGAUUGGCACAACGGGGCUCAAGAACUUGGGAAACACUUGCUACAUGAAUUCGAUUAUUCAGUGUUUGAGCGGAACCAUCCCCCUCGCGCGAUAUUUUCUAUCCGGCAAAUACAAGAAUUACAUUAACAAGACGAAUCAUAUGGGCACGGGUGGCAUGGUAGCUGAUGCAUUUGCCAAUCUCAUUCGCAUUAUGUGGAGUGAAAGCUACAACUUCUAUUCACCGGUCAUGUUCAGGAAUGCAAUUAUCCGAUUUGCACCUCAGUUCGAAGGGUCGGAGCAGCACGAUUCACAAGAGUUCUUGAACUUUUUAUUAGAUGGACUUCAUGAAGACCUGAAUGUUGUGCAAAGACGGCCGCCACCUACACCUGAAGAUCCGGAACAAGAUGCCUGGUUUGAAAAACUGCCAGACUGGGAAGCCAGUGGCAUUGCUUGGGAGAAGUACCUCAAACGAAAUUCCAGUGUUAUCGUCAGUUUAUUCCAAGGACAGUUCCGCAAUCGUUUGCAGUGCUUGACGUGUCACACGACGUCUACGACUUACAAUUCAUUCAUGACCUUGUCUUUGCCCAUUCCCGCCAGUCGCCGAGGACCGAGCCAAGUGACGCUACAGCAGUGCCUCGAUUACUUUGUUCGAGAAGAGAUCAUGGAAAAGGAUGACGCAUGGCAUUGUCCAAAGUGCAAAGCCUUGCGUAAAGCCUCCAAGCAACUCACUCUAUCAAGGUUACCCGAUGUUUUGAUGAUUCAUUUGAAGCGGUUCUCGUUUGACGGGCCGUUUAACGACAAGCUCGAGACCAUGGUUGAUUUCCCUAUCCACUCAUUAGAUUUAUCUGGUUAUAUGCCAUCGUGGGCCACCAAGACCAUUGCUCAACCCGACGGCAGUCAAAAGCAACCAAGUUUCAAGUAUGACCUUUACUCUGUUUCGAACCAUUAUGGAUCCCUUACUGGCGGUCACUACACUGCAUGCGUCAGAAAUGGUUACCGCGGCCAAUGGCACUUAUUUGAUGAUUCCCGAUUCUCUGUUUGUGAUGAUUCUUCUGUAAAGUCGCGUGCCGCCUAUGGACUAUUUUAUGUGAGAUCAACCAUCCAGUAGAGCCUAGGAAAAACAAUUCCAUAAACGACUUAAUUCGGCAUAGCAUUUCGGGUGGCCAUUUUCCUCGGUUUAUUCUUAG
This is a messenger RNA of Umbelopsis ramanniana AG, 3001 nucleotides long. RefSeq lists its product as uncharacterized. The coding region runs from base 247 to 2922 and encodes 891 amino acids. The transcript is spliced from 13 exons. Gene Ontology annotation, molecular function: cysteine-type deubiquitinase activity. Gene Ontology annotation, biological process: protein deubiquitination. Lineage: Eukaryota; Fungi; Mucoromycota; Umbelopsidomycetes; Umbelopsidales; Umbelopsidaceae. The record is from RefSeq and is a predicted model, not a curated record.